Molecule: messenger RNA, 4503 nt
Organism: Geodia barretti
Lineage: Eukaryota; Metazoa; Porifera; Demospongiae; Tetractinellida; Geodiidae
Source: the annotation of a GenBank genome assembly
CACGUGAACGGGGAUCGAUAGAUCAUCGAAGGCAUCGAGCUCUAGCUAGCUAGAGGAUAGUUUGUGACUCUCUGCCACCCUUCUCGAUAAAUAUAUUCCCUUCUCCUUCCUCGACCGUGAGAGAGGCAGACGCGGGGCCGUUCCUGAUCUCCGGACGGUCGUCACAGAGACGGGAAGAGGUCCAAGAUGUCGCUCUUCGGUCUCCCGGAGGAAGACGAGGAGCAGUUCAUGCCCACGGGCGGCAGUUCGGGACUAGCGACUAUAUUCGGCGCCAGUAAAGCCAUGGACAAGUCUGGGAACUCCUCAUUUCAGUACAAGGCUCCAACUCAACCCAAGAAACAGAAGAAAGGAUCGGGAUCAGGACCAGAGACUCACCAGCUGUUGGCCGCAGCUGCCGUGGACACUCAGAAACAGUGGGUGGAGCCAAUCCCCAAACUUAUCAUUCUCUCUUUCUCUCUCCCAUCUGUGUGUGUCUAGUGUGGAUGGGAAGUAUGUACCUCAAGGGAAGAUUGGAGUCUGCGUGUUGGGUCUCCACUCUGCUAAAGAUUACAAGUUGCUUCUCUAUGUGACCCAGAGCAAGCACAUUACCUCAGCCAAGAUAGAGGCCUCCUUUGCCUUCACUGUACAGCGAAAUCACUAUGCCAGUUUCUAUGACGACCAGAGGCAGGCGUGGUCUCUACAUUUCGCCUCCGAGGAAGACGCUGUCAAACUGGCCAAAGAAGUGGCAGUGUGUAAAGCUCUGACGGCUGGGAGCUCAGUGUCUCUCAUCAAACAGGACCUCGUUGUGGGGGAGGGGCCGGCAGUGGAUAAGGGAGAUUCCGUUGACGUCAAGUACACUGGUUGGCUCUUUGAAAAUGGCAUUGGAAAAAAAUUUGAUGGAAACACAGACAGUGACAAAAGCUUCAAAUUCAAAGUUGGAAAAGGCAAAGUCAUCAAGGGAUGGGACGAGGGGAUGGUGGGGAUGACAAAGGGAGGAAAGAGAAUUCUGGUCAUUUCUCCAGCUCUUGCUUACGGCUCACAGGGUGUGAAGGACAGGAUCCCGCCGGGAGCUGUUCUGGUCUUUGAGGUCGAACUGAGGAAACUGAAACUGGGCAAGGAAACGAGAGGCCGAGGUCGCCACGGAAAUACUGGAGCCUCCCCCACCCUCACCUCCGACCUCCCGAGAGAGAGGAGGCAGUGUGAAGGAGAUGACUCAGUCAUUCGAGGACCACCUCACCGCGCCCUCCGAGGAGACGGAGGAGAACCAGCGCAGCAAACUCCUCUCAAAGAUGUCACGACUUGGAGGACAGGCAAUACUCCCUCCCGGAACCAUGCCGACUCACCACGUGGAGGCUGAAGAGCAGCCAGCAGCCCCAGCUGCUUCCCAGCCUGGAAUGAUGACAUCACAACCUGGGAUGAUGACAUCGCAACCUGGGAUGAUGGCGGGACAGCCUGGAAUGAUGACUGGUCAAACAGGAAUGAUGGCGGGUCAAACAGGAAUGAUGACAGGUCAAACAGGAAUGAUGCCAGGGUCAAACAGGACUGAUGGCGGGUCAAACAGGAAUGAUGGGUGGUCAAACAGGACUGAUGGGUGGUGGACAGCAGCCUGGGAUGAUGAAUGGAGGAAUGAUGGGAGGAGGGAUGAUGUCACAGCAACUGGCUCUAUAUAAUCCCCACCAGAGCAGACCUCCAUUCAUGAACCAGGGACCUUAUGGACCACAGUUUGCAGGUCAGACCACAAUGGGAUGGAGCGCGAGGGAGAGGCUGGACACAUACGGACGGGCCAAGACUCCCAAACCAUGCCCACACAUGUCCCAACAGCCACGCACCCCACUGCCCAACACAGCAGCCUACGGCUCAGGAUGCAGCCAGUGCCACGUUGCUAUCGGAGACCAAGCACCAAACAACAGAGGUGAGGGCGGAGCUUGGGAAACUCAGCGGAAAGGUCGACGAACUUCACUCCAAGCUGGACAAGUUGAGGGAGGAGGGACCAGGGGGCGGAGCUCUCGUUCCCGCAUCCAGACACACCCCCAACAUGGAGGCUGCCGUUCUGCUGCACAACAUCCAGCGAAUCAUGCAGGAGAACGAGCACCUGAAAAAGGAUAUGUUUGAGAAGAGUGCGAGGAUCGAGACCCAGAACCAGAAGAUAGCGGAGCUGCUGGAGCGGAACCAGCGCUACGUCGAGCAGAGCAACACCAUGCUGGAGCAGAGGAGUGACGCAUUCAAGUCGACGGCCACGUCCUCACAGGUCAAGGUCCUCCAGCUGGAGCAGGAGAAGGUGAACCUGACGUCAGAGUUGAGUACUCAGAUGGCCCACCUGAGCUCACUCCAGAUGGAGCUGACUGGCUCCCGACAGAGAGAGGCGGAGACUGAAGACACGGCUGGCAACUGCUGUCGCUGAGAACCAAAAGGUCGCCGAGAAUUGGACCUCACUCAAACAGAGCCAAGACGAGCUGCAGGGCCAGGUGAGCCAGAUGACGUCGGAUCUGAAGGAGGAGAGGGUGGCUGGGAAGAGGGUGAGGGCAGAGUUCCAGCAGCUGAGAGACGACCACGCCGAGCUGGUCGCAGAGAGAGACAGCCUCCAGAAGGUAAUGUCAGAGAGCAAGAGGAAGAUGGGAGAGGCCAAGCGGAGGUGGGAGGAGGAGGUCGAGGAGUUGAAGUUGGCCCACGAGACGGAGCUGUCUUCCCUCAGGGACCGCAUGAGGAAGGAGAAGAGCGUAGCGUCGUCGGCGACAACAGAGCAGCUGUCUCGCCUGGAGAGGGAGCUGGAGGAGCAGUGGAGGGGCCGGGCGGAGAGACAGGCCAGCUCCGCAGAGGAGAGGUGGAGGAGGAAGAUAGAGGAGAUGGUGGAGGAGAAGGGAUCUCUGGAGGAACAGCUGAAGGAGGCCUCUGCCAAGGUGGAGGCCCUGAGGAGGCAGGACAGCACUCAACGACUGCGUCAAGUGGAGGAGGAGCUAGCCGACGCCCGGGCGGAGCUCCAGGGAGCGAGGGAGAGGGAGGGGCAGGCGAGGGAGAGGGAGAGAGAGGCGAGACAGACAGCUGCCAAAGCUGAAGACAAGAGCAGUCAACUCGAGCAGCAGCUGACUGAGAGAUUGGCAGCUGCCAGAGAGGAGGGGUUCCAGGCCGGGCUCCAGGAGGCCACGCCCACUAGCUCCGCCCCCUCAUCUGUCGGGGAGGAGGAAGUGGGGAAGAGGGUCAAGAGCAUUAUGAACCACACCUACCAGAUAAUGGCAGAGAGACUCAAAACAAAGGAGGAGUUCCCGAGGUCAGAGGUCCUCUCGUUGCUCCUGGCAACCAUCAAGGAGAUUACUCUGAAGGCUUUGGCUUCACCGCAACAGUCUGGGACUGGGACACAGCUAGCAACAGCCAGGGACGAGAGAGAGAGUGAAGAGGAGGAGGAGGAAGAGGAGGAGGAAGAUGAAGAGGAAGAGGAGGAGGAGGAGGAGGGAGAAAAGGAGGAAGAGGGAGGAGGGGAGGGGGGAAAGGAGACAGAGACGACUGUUGUUACAGAAGAAGAGAAGCCUCUGCCAGCAUCAGACACAUCAGACGGUCAUAAUGUUCCCGUGGCAACUGAGGAGAUCACACUCCUCCAGACUCCACCCAUUCCCUCUUCCUCUGCUGAGACGACAGUAAUAGAAGAAGCCACACCUCCAGUGACAUCUGUAGAACCCCUCCCACCUCUUGAGACCACACCCCCUUCUGCUGUAGUUGAGGAAGCUCCACCCACUACUCCGCCCACUGCUGUACCAGAGGGCGAGGGAGACAAGCAGGUGGAUGAUGAGGAGGGAGAAACCUCAGAGGAGGAGGAGGAGGAAGAAGAAGAAGAGGGAGAAGAGGAGGAGGAGGAGGAGGGAGAGGAGGAGGAGGAGGGAGAGGGAGAAGAAGAGGAAGAGGAGGAGGAAGAGGAGAAAGAAAAGGAGGAUGAGACUAAACAAACACAAGAGCCUGUCCUACCUGAAGAGCCUCAACAGAAAGCUCCGUCCCCUCCUCCUCACCCCUCACCUCCUCCUCAGUCGAGCAAAACACCGAAGAAAACAGAAGGAGAAGGUGAUGGGUUGUUCAGUGAUGAUGAAGACAGUACUGACCUUUUCGUGACCCCUGGUCGACCUCCUGACAUGGCUCCGCCCACUUCCUCUGCGAAGAAAACGAUGACCAAAGCAGAGAAAGAUGCUCUGAGUGCUGAGGUGUUUGGAGGGAACAGCUCGGUGUUCUCUCAAUCUGAUAACCUCUUCUCUACUCCUGCCUCUUCCACUGACGACCCUGCGGCGAGUGAGGUGAUAGCAGAGACGUCGUCCAAACCUCCUCCCAAUCCUCUGUUUGGCAGUGACGAAGAAGACGACCUCGACUGGCUCAAGUGACCUUUGCUUCUCUCUCUCUCUCUCUCCCUCUCUCUUCUCUCCAGACAGCCCCUAGUUUUUGUGGUGUAGCUCUCACUGUGUGUGUGUGUGUGUGUGUGUUGACAGAGGAUCUUUUCUGCAUCAAUUGUGUUCUCUUUUUCCAAAGAUAUAAUAAUAUUAUAACGAG